Messenger RNA from Bolinopsis microptera, 1258 nucleotides. Its product is annotated as GTP-binding protein 10-like. Gene Ontology annotation, molecular function: magnesium ion binding; GTP binding; GTPase activity. The transcript has 9 exons. The record is from RefSeq and is a predicted model, not a curated record. The coding region runs from base 27 to 1178 and encodes 383 amino acids. Gene Ontology annotation, cellular component: mitochondrion. Lineage: Eukaryota; Metazoa; Ctenophora; Tentaculata; Lobata; Bolinopsidae.
CUACUAUAUAACAAAUAAUUUGAGUGAUGGCCCAAAGAAAGCUGUGUACGAGGGGCUUUGGUGUGGCUAGAAGCCUGCUAGCUCUACAAAGAAGACUAACAACAUCCCAACCUAAAGUAAUAGACAGGAAGAUGAUGCAAGAUAUGGUGAAGGAACAGCAGAAGUUUAAAAAAGGAGAAAUAUGUGACAGUGUGUAUAUUUACACGAGGGGAGGAGCUGGAGGUCAAGGAUACAGAAGGAAGAAUGGGGUCGGAGGUAACGGAGGUAACGUGUGGUUGGAAGCUCUGCCAGUCUACCAGAACCUAAACCACGUGCACCACCACCAUAACAGAAGAUACGUGGCAGGGCCAGGUGACAAUGCCACUAACGAAAUAAUACGAGGAAGACAGGGUGAGGAUAGUGUGGUGGAAGUGCCGCCAGGAACGGUGGCUACUGAUAUCAAGACGGGGGAAAUAGUGUGCGAUGUGGACCAAGAAAACACUAGAUACCUCCUCCAGGGUGGUGAGAAAGGGGGUAGUCUGGUUAACAACUACAAGUCUAAACGAGGGGAAGAGAGGUUUCUCAGACUCGUUCUCAAGAGCAUCGCUGAUGUGGGGCUCGUAGGGUAUCCUAACGCGGGUAAAUCAUCUCUCCUAUCAGUCCUCUCCACAGCUACUCCUACAAUAGGCAGCUACCCCUUCACCACUCUCAAACCAACAGUGGGGCACAUGCAGACUAUUGACACUAAACAGAUUGUCAAGAUAGCUGAUAUUCCUGGACUUAUUGAAGGCGCAAGUGAUAACAGGGGACUAGGACACGUGUUCCUACAACACAUAGAGAGAACCAAGGUCCUGUUAUUUGUCCUGGACGUACAAGGUUUCAAGUUGAACCUCAACACACCACACCGGACCCCGUUUGAGACGUUCGGGUAUCUGUGUAGAGAGUUGGAGCUAUAUAUGGCGGGUCUAACUCGCCGUCCUAUUGUUGUUGCGAUAAACAAGAUGGACACAGGCGGAUCAGACUCUGAGUUUGAGGAGUUCCUCGGGCUUUACAAGACUAAACUCUCAAAAAUGAUAAGAGUUCACAGUAUAGUGCCCAUUUCUUGUUACACGGGACAGGGUCUCGACCAACUCCAGGACAUUCUUUUUGAGUUGAAAUAUAAGAAACGUAGGAAAGUAGAGGAGUCAAAUGUUGUUUAGUGUUUUAACGAUUUUUAAAAUUUUGCUGGUGUAAUUUAUUUUUGUAUAUUAUUUUGAUAUCUCGAUCCGUUUUUAUCAUA